AUGGACUGUAGCCCACCAGGCUCCUCUGUCUGUGGAAUUCUCCAGGCAAGAAUACUGGAGUGGGUUGCCAUUUCCUUCUCCAGGGAUCUUCCUGACCCAGGAAUUGAACCCAUGUCUCCUGCACUGGAGGUGGAUUCUUUACCCUCUGAGCUACCAAGGAAGCCCCCUGGGCUACCAGGGAAGCUGGAUCAUAUGGUAAACUCUAUUUUUACUUUUAAAAGGAAACUCCACACAGUUUUCCAUAGUACAAAUUUACAUUCCCACUCACAGUGUAAGAAAUUCCCUUUUCUCCACAUCCUCUUUGACAUUUGUUAUUUAUAG
This is a messenger RNA of Rangifer tarandus platyrhynchus (Svalbard reindeer), 321 nucleotides long. Lineage: Eukaryota; Metazoa; Chordata; Mammalia; Artiodactyla; Cervidae. The record is from the annotation of a GenBank genome assembly.